GAGGUUAUGUUGUCAUUUCUCUGAUUUUCUUGAUCUGUAAGAGACUCGUUCGCUGCAGCUUGAGAAUUAGCUUUGACCACAGGCGGUCUGGACUGGGACUCGUGAGGGCUCUUCUCCAGUUGGAGCUGACAUUUGACUGCAGGAUGACUUUAGCGGCUAAAUUAGAGGAUAUUGAAGUGACACUGGAACACCUACUGAUGGAUGUGUUCAUGACGGAGGGCCGCAGAUGCCAAGUGCAUCUCCUCGAUGACAGGAAGCUGGAGCUCCUUGUUCAGCCAAAGCUUUUGGCGAAGGAGUUGCUUGACCUGGUGGCAUCUCACUUCAACCUGAAGGAAAAAGAAUACUUUGGAAUUGCAUUCACAGAUGAAACGGGGCACUUGAACUGGCUGCAGCUGGACCGCCGAGUGCUGGAGCAUGACUUCCCCAAGAAGUCAGGGCCCGUGGUGCUGUACUUCUGUGUCAGGUUCUACAUUGAAAGCAUCUCCUACCUAAAGGAUAACGCCACCAUUGAGCUGUUCUUCUUGAAUGCCAAGUCCUGCAUCUACAAGGAACUCAUUGAGGUUGAUAGCGAAGUGGUGUUUGAACUGGCUGCCUACAUCUUGCAGGAGGCAAAAGGAGAUUUUUCAAGCAACGAAAUUGUACGGAAUGAAUUAAAGAAGCUGCCAGCCCUUCCAACCCCAGCRCUGAAGGAGCACCCUUCGCUUGCCUACUGUGAGGACCGAGUCAUUGAACAUUACAAGAAACUAAAUGGCCAGACGAGAGGUCAAGCAAUAGUGAAUUAUAUGAGCAUCGUGGAAUCUCUCCCGACAUAUGGAGUGCAUUACUAUGCAGUAAAGGACAAGCAGGGAAUUCCUUGGUGGUUAGGACUUAGCUACAAAGGGAUUUUUCAAUACGACUACCACGACAAAGUGAAACCCAGAAAGAUCUUCCAAUGGAGGCAGCUGGAGAACCUCUAUUUCCGCGAGAAGAAGUUCUCGGUGGAGGUGCACGACCCGCGCAGGGCRUCUGUGACCAGGAGGACCUUUGGGCAUAGUGGCAUCGCUGUGCACACCUGGUACGCCUGCCCAGCGCUGAUAAAGUCCAUCUGGGCUAUGGCCAUUAGUCAACAUCAGUUCUAUCUGGACAGGAAGCAGAGCAAGUCCAAGAUCCACGCCGCACGGAGCCUGAGCGAGAUUGCAAUCGACCUGACCGAAACUGGAACGCUCAAGACCUCCAAGCUGGCCAACAUGGGGAGCAAAGGCAAAAUCAUCAGCGGCAGCAGCGGGAGCCUCCUGUCAUCAGGUUCCCAGGAGUCCGAUAGUUCCCAGUCUGCCAAGAAGGACAUGCUGGCGGCRCUGAAAUCCAGGCAGGAGGCUUUGGAGGAGACGCUGCGCCAGCGCCUGGAGGAGCUGAAGAAGCUGUGUCUCCGGGAAGCGGAGCUCACAGGGAAGCUGCCACGGGAAUAUCCCCUGGAUCCCGGGGAGGAGCCACCCAUUGUAAGGAGAAGAAUAGGAACUGCCUUCAAACUGGAUGAGCAGAAAAUCCUGCCUAAGGGAGAGGAGGCCGAGCUGGAGCGCCUGGAGAGGGAGUUUGCCAUUCAGUCUCAGAUCACGGAGGCCGCCCGGCGCCUGGCGAGCGACCCGAACGUCAGCAAGAAGCUGAAGAAGCAGAGGAAGACGUCCUACCUGAACGCUCUGAAGAAGCUGCAGGAGAUCGAAAACGCCAUCAACGAGUACCGCAUCAAAUCCGGGAAGAAGCCAACCCAGAGGGCAUCCCUCAUCAUAGAUGAAGGAAACAUUGCCAGUGAAGACAGCUCCCUGUCGGACGCCCUUGUUCUCGAGGAUGAGGAUUCUCAGGUCACCAGCACAAUAUCCCCUCUGCAGUCCCCGCACAAGGGACUCCCUCCCCGGCCGCCCUUGCACAACAGGCCGCCUCCUCCGCAGUCCCUGGAGGGCCUCCGGCAAAUGCAUUAUCACCGCAACGACUACGACAAGUCGCCCAUCAAGCCCAAGAUGUGGAGCGAGUCAUCCCUGGACGAACCCUACGAGAAGGUCAAGAAACGCUCCUCACACAGUCAUUCCAGCAGCCACAAGCGGUUCCCCAGCAGUGGGAGCUGUGCUGAGGCGGGCGGGAGCAGCUCCCUGCAGAACAGCCCCAUCCGGAGCCUUCCCCACUGGAAUUCCCAGUCCAGCAUGCCAUCGACGCCCGAUCUGCGGGUGCGCAGCCCGCACUACGUCCACUCCACACGGUCCGUAGACAUCAGCCCGACCAGACUGCACAGCUUAGCUCAGCACUUUAGGCACCGGAGCUCCAGUUUGGAGUCGCAGGGCAAGCUCCUCGGGUCAGAGAAUGAGACAGGGAGCCCCGAUUUCUACACCCCAAGGACUCGUAGCAGUAACGGCUCCGACCCCAUGGAYGACUGCUCCUCCUGCACCAGCCACUCGAGCUCCGAGCACUACUACCCCGCUCAGAUGAACCCCAACUACUCCACGCUGGCCGAGGACUCACCCUCGAAAGCCCGAGAGCGGCAGAGGCAGAGACACAAAUCUGCGGGCAACCUGGUCUCCUCGAAUUCGGGGAGCAUGCCCAACCUGGCGGCGAGGAACGGCACGGGCCACCACCGCGUCUACCUGCACAGCCAGAGCCAGCCCUCCUCGCAGUACAGGAUCAAAGAGUAUCCCCUGUACAUCGAGGGCAGCUCCACGCCCGUGGUGGUGCGGAGCCUGGAGAACGACCAGGAGGGACACUACAGCGUGAAAGCACAAUUUAAAACCUCCAACUCCUACACGGCAGGGGGGAUGUUUAAGGAGAACUGGCACGGGGAUGAAGCGGACGCCGUGAGGCUGACGCCCUCCCGCUCCCAGAUCAUCAGGACUCCGUCUCUGGGCAGGGAGGGCCCCGAGAAGGGCUCGGGUAGGACUGCCGUGUCGGACGAGCUCCGGCUGUGGUACCAGCGCUCCACGGCCUCCCACAAGGAGCACAGCCGCCUCUCGCACACCAGCUCCACCUCCUCGGACAGCAGCUCCCAGUACAGCUCGUCCUCGCAGAGCACCUUUGUGGCGCACAGCAGGGUCACGAGGAUGCCUCCCAUGUGCAAAGCAACGUCAGCCGCGUUACCUCACGGCCAGAGGAGCUGCUCGCCGCCGGGCGAGCUCGCGGCCACGCCGCCCGCCAGCCCCCGACACAUCCUCGCCUGGCAGACAGGAGAAGGAACAGACAGCUCACCCACUAUGGAUGAGUCUCAGUCUCCAGCCCACCAAAGUACUGAUGAAUAGAGGAGCUACAACGAUAGCUGUUUCCUGGACGCUCCCC
Messenger RNA from Nothoprocta perdicaria, 3291 nucleotides. It is a transcript of the gene FRMD4A, whose product is annotated as FERM domain containing 4A. Gene Ontology annotation, cellular component: cytoskeleton; bicellular tight junction; adherens junction. The record is from RefSeq and is a predicted model, not a curated record. The transcript has 24 exons. The coding region runs from base 144 to 3254 and encodes 1036 amino acids. Lineage: Eukaryota; Metazoa; Chordata; Aves; Tinamiformes; Tinamidae. Gene Ontology annotation, biological process: establishment of epithelial cell polarity.